Daucus carota subsp. sativus is the source of this 617-nucleotide messenger RNA. Its product is annotated as succinate dehydrogenase subunit 7A, mitochondrial-like. Lineage: Eukaryota; Viridiplantae; Streptophyta; Magnoliopsida; Apiales; Apiaceae. The record is from RefSeq and is a predicted model, not a curated record. The transcript is spliced from 4 exons. The coding region runs from base 68 to 331 and encodes 87 amino acids.
UAGAAAAUAUACAGUAUUAGCCUAUAGUUUCGUUUCUGGAGUGGGGAGACUGAAACCAAAAAUCUCAAUGGCUUUCUUAUGCAAUAAUUCUCUCUUCUCUCAGCUUCGAUCCCAUGCUCAGAAAACAAAUGAUUUAUCACGUCAACUGAGGCGAGGAAUACACACGGAGCUAGGUGCUCGCGAGAAGGCCCUAUUAGCACCAGACCCUGCUCUAGAUCGAUUUAAAUCAUACAAGAAAGAUGUGAAGCGUGUUAAGAGGAUAGGAGAUGUUCUCACUGUUGUCGUUGUUGCUGGUUGUUGCUAUGAGUUAUAUGUGAGAGCUACAACGUAAAAAGAGGCUAGGAGUUGAGCUAGUUGAAGUGCAUAAUGAGCCAUUUUUCUAUUAUUCAUCCGCGCUGUUCUACAUUUCAAUAAACCAUAGAAGCUAUUGGUGGUGGAUCGUUCUAGGUUGUUAACGGAAGAUAAUGCUAUUGUAAUUCGAAUUAUUUGGCGGCUGAUCUCAGCCAUUGUUGACUUGAAUUAUGGGUUGUUCUCCUUGUUUGAUGGUUUUAAUAAUUUCAGCAUGAAAUGGUUGUUUCUUUUUGGGAAAUUAAAACCCAGAGAAACUUUCUUGGAAA